AUGAGUACAGACCAACAAAUGCAUCUGGCGGUAGCUCCCAGAGCUAGCUCAUCGCAUCUGAACAGACCAGCACGUCAGCUUGUGCCCGCCUUUCUCCAGAAAUUAUACGAGAUGGUUAAUGAUCCAUCAGACCAUGAUCUCAUUCGAUGGUCUGACACCGGUGACUCCUUCUUUGUCCUCGACCAAGAGCGCUUCGCAAGCGAAGUCCUAGGACGCUGGUUCAAACACAAGAACUUCUCCUCAUUUGUCCGCCAACUCAACAUGUACGGCUUUCACAAAAUCCCUCAUCUCCAACAAGGUGUACUCCGCUCGGAUUCUGAUACCGAAUUCUGGAACUUCGAGCACCCCCAUUUCCUCCGUGGCCAACCGGAUAUGCUCUGCCUUAUCCAGCGAAAGAAGCAGACCGCAUCCACCUCUGACGUCAUUUCUGCCGUCGCUGAAGUUCCCAAUAAAGACCUGGGCGCAGCUGCGUCUGCCGGCGCCUUGACCCCUGGCCAAUUAAUGGACAUGAACUCAAUCGUGAAUGGUAUUCAAGCCAUCAAAAGACACCAAGCCGCCAUCUCUGCUGACCUCAACGACCUCAAGUCUUCCAACCAACAUCUUUGGCAGGAAGCCAUCGCUGCUCGUGAGAGGCAUAAGAAACACCAGGACACCAUUAACCGUAUCCUCAAAUUCCUUGCUGGAGUGUUCGGUCAUGCAGACAAUCCAAUACGCAAGGAUGAUAUAGGUGGAGGUGGGGUUGUCAGUGGUGGUGAGGGGAGUGAGAUCGUCGCGAGGAAACCACAGCGGUUGAUGAUUGGCGAUGGACGCAGUGGCGGAGGGAGUGGUGCAAAGAAGGGUGUCGACAUUACUGAGAUCAUGGAGGACCAACAGAGGACCAGCAUAGAUAGUGCAAAGUCUUCUGAGAUGGGUACGUCCUCCAUUUACAUGUAUGUCUCGGCAUUGACGCCCUGUUUACAUGAUUUUGCAGAUUUUUUUGCAUCUCUGGACACACCUUCUGCUAUCCCAUCUGAGUAUGGUCCUUCGUGCAAUGCUUCACCCCGAUUUGCAUCCAUCGAACCCUCUCUUCCUGAUGCCCCAACUCCCUCAGCAGAUGCAAAUACCACGCCAUGCUCCAACACCGCCCCAAUCAGCGCCACCACUACAGCCAAUGACAUCCAUCUAAACCCAUCAAAUAUAAAUACCGCUCUACCCACCUCGCCAAAUACCGCCCUCCCUCGCCCUGCGCCGAUUCACCACUCAGUCUCUGCACCUGCUUUCACCUCCCUGACUACAACAUCCCCUCCGCCUUCCCCACAGAAUGAUGCCCUCAUCCAUGCUGCACUAUCCCAGGUGCUCUCAUCGCCUGUGCAGAUGCAGAAACUGAUAGCUGCUCUUGGCGGGGGUGGGUUCUCGUUUCCAGGAGAUGGACACACGCAAGGAAUCAUACCACAAUCCAUUAUGCAGCAGCCUUUCCCCGCCCAGCCACAACCCCAGCCGCAGCCGCAAGCCCAGUUGCCCCAGCAGCACACAAACGCCAAUCCAGCACAACUAAUGCCGUACGACCCCCCCACGUUCCAGACCGACUACUCUAGUCCAUACGCUCUCCUCUCGCAAAAUGGUGGUGCUGAGCUAGCAGCUUUCGAAGCACAUGAUGAUCACCUGCAGAAGACCUACUCUACAGCACACGAGAUCAACACAGAUGUUGACUCGCUAGAGACAAACAUUCAUUCCCUUAUUCAGAGCCUUGGCUUUGACCCGUCGACUUUUGACGCUACUGACGGCGCACAGCCGCAUCUCGAUGACCCCUAUGGGGUAGGUUCGGGGCAGGAUUCUUUCGACAUUGGCUCAUAUCUUAACGGGAUGGAUCUGGCGCAUGAUGCGGCUGGGCAUACGGGCCAGGGUGAGGAAGAUCCAGAUAUAGAGAGCUUGAGGUUAGCAGACAAGCUGGAUUCGUCAACGGCGCGUGGAGCAGGCGUAGACAAAAAAGUGCCAAGUGAAGAGAUGCAUGCAUUCCUUGACGGGGUUGCUUCUCAAGAUGGCGGCGUGGACAUGGCCACGUCUUUGAUGCAAACAACCCAAAGUGCGAACGCCACGCGAGGCCGCAAACGCAAAUCAGACAUACCGGAUGUUGAUUCACUCUCAGGUCCAACAGAAUCGACAUCAUCAUCAGCAGGAAGUAGGACUAAAAGGAAAAGAUGA
Suillus plorans is the source of this 2181-nucleotide messenger RNA. RefSeq lists its product as uncharacterized. NCBI's taxonomy places the organism in Eukaryota, Fungi, Basidiomycota, Agaricomycetes, Boletales, Suillaceae. The record is from RefSeq and is a predicted model, not a curated record. Gene Ontology annotation, biological process: regulation of DNA-templated transcription. Gene Ontology annotation, molecular function: sequence-specific DNA binding; DNA-binding transcription factor activity. The transcript is spliced from 3 exons. Bases 1 to 2181 code for a protein of 726 amino acids.